Molecule: messenger RNA, 9657 nt
Organism: Physeter macrocephalus (sperm whale)
Lineage: Eukaryota; Metazoa; Chordata; Mammalia; Artiodactyla; Physeteridae
Product: E3 SUMO-protein ligase RanBP2
Exons: 30
Coding region: 82-9450 (3122 amino acids)
Biological process (GO): NLS-bearing protein import into nucleus; protein folding; protein peptidyl-prolyl isomerization
Cellular component (GO): cytoplasm; nuclear pore
Molecular function (GO): peptidyl-prolyl cis-trans isomerase activity; protein binding; GTPase activator activity
Source: RefSeq, a predicted model, not a curated record
UUUGGGCGCCGCGCUCCCGAGAGUGCGGCCGCUGCGGCCUAGGCGCUGGCGUCCCGCGCUCGAACCCUGGUCGGCGGCGCGAUGAGGCGCAACAAGGCCGACGUGGAGCGGUAUAUCGCCUCGGUGCAGGGCUCCGCCCCGUCUCCCCGGGAGAAGUCAAUGAAAGGAUUCUAUUUUGCAAAGCUGUAUUACGAAGCUAAAGAAUAUGAUCUUGCUAAAAAAUAUAUAUCUACGUACAUUAACGUGCAAGAAAGGGAUCCCAAAGCUCACAGAUUUCUCGGCCUUCUUUAUGAAGUGGAGGAAAACAUAGAGAAAGCGGUUGAAUGUUAUAAGCGUUCAGUGGAAUUAAACCCAACACAAAAAGAUCUUGUGUUGAAGAUUGCAGAAUUGCUCUGUAAAAAUGAUGUUAGUGAUGGAAGAGCUAAAUACUGGGUUGAAAGAGCAGCUAAACUUUUUCCAGGAAGUCCUGCAAUUUAUAAACUAAAGGAACAGCUUUUAGAUUGUAAAGGUGAAGAUGGAUGGAAUAAACUUUUCGACUUGAUUCAGUCAGAACUUUAUGCAAGACCUGAUGAUGUCCACAUGAACAUCCGACUAGUAGAGCUGUAUCGCUCAAACAAUAGACUGAAGGAUGCUGUGGCCCACUGCCACCAGGCAGAGAGAAACAUAGCCUUGCGUUCAAGUUUAGAGUGGAAUUCCUGUGUUGUACAGACCCUUAAGGAAUAUCUGGAAUCUUCACAGUGUUUGGAGUCUGAUAAAAGUAACUGGCGAGCAACCAAUCAGGACUUACUUCUAGCCUAUGCUAACCUUAUGCUUCUCACGCUGUCCACGAGAGAUGUGCACGAGAGCAGGGAAUUAUUGGAGAGUUUUGAUAGUGCUCUUCAGUCUGUGAAAUCUUGUGUGGGUGGAAAUGAUGAACUCUCGGCUACUUUUUUCGAAGUGAGAGGACAUUUCUACAUGCAUGCUGGUUCUCUGCUUUUGAAGAUGGGUCAGCAUAGUGACGUGCAGUGGCGAGCGCUCUCUGAGCUGGCUGCGUUGUGCUAUCUCAUAGCCUUUCAGGUUCCAAGACCAAAGAUUAAAUUUAUAAAAGGAGAAGCUGGACAAAAUCUACUGGAAAUGAUGGCCUGUGAUCGUCUGAGCCAAUCAGGGCAUAUGCUGCUAAACCUAAGUCGUGACAAGCAAGACUUUUUAAAAGAGGUUGUAGAAUCCUUUGCCAAUGAAAGUGGGCAGUCUGCUUUAUAUGAUGCUCUCUUUUCUAGUCAGUCACCUAAGGAUAGAUCUUUCCUUGGUAGGGAUGAUAUUGGAACCCUUGAUGUACAAGCACCAGAUCCUGAGGAUUUGGCUCGAUAUGAUGUUGGUGCCAUUCGAGCACAUAAUGGUAGUCUUCAGCACCUCACCUGGCUUGGCUUACAAUGGAAUUCAUUGCCUGCCUUACCUGCAAUUAGAAAAUGGCUAAAACAGCUUUUUCAUCAUUUGCCCCAGGAAACCUCAAGACUUGAAACAAAUGCACCUGAAUCAAUAUGUAUUUUAGAUCUUGAAGUAUUUCUACUUGGAGUAAUAUAUACCAGCCACUUACAAUUAAAAGAGAAGUGUAAUUCUCACUACAGCUUCUAUCAGCCUCUGUGCUUGCCACUUCCUGUGUGUAAACAGCUUUUCACAGAAAGACAGAAAUCUUGGUGGGAUGCAGUUGGUAAUCUAAUCCACAGAAAAGCAAUACCUGGAACCUCAGCAAAAUUGCGACUUCUAGUUCAGCAUGACAUAAACACUCUAAGGGGCCAGGAAAAACAUGGCCUUCAGCCUGCUCUACUUGUGCACUGGGCAAAGUGCCUUCAGAAAACGGGCAGUGGUCUUAAUUCUUUUUAUGAUCAACGAGAAUACAUAGGCAGAAGUGUUCAUUACUGGAAGAAGGUUUUGCCAUUGUUGAAGAUACUCAAAAAGAAGAGCAGUAUCCCUGAACCUAUUGACCCUCUGUUUAAACAUUUUCAUAGUGCAGACAUUCAGGCAUCUGAAAUGGGUGAAUAUGAAGAGGAAGCACACAUAACAUGUGCUAUAUUGGAUGCAGUUAAUGGAAAUAUAGACGAUGCUGUGGCUGCUUUUGAAUCUAUUAAUAAUGUAGUGUCUUAUUGGAAUCUUGCACUGAUUUUUCACAGAAAAGCAGAAGACAUUGAAAAUGAUGCGCUUUCUUCUGAAGAACAAGAAGAAUGCAAAAAUUACCUGAGAAAGACCAGAGACUACCUGAUAAAGAUUUUAGAUGACAGUGAUUCAGAUCUCUCAGUGGUUAAGAAAUUGCCCGCGCCCCUGGACUCUGUAAAAGAGAUGCUGAAUUUAGUCAUGCAGGAGCUCGAUGACUUCAGUGAAGGAGGGCCUCUUUAUAGAAAUGGUUCUUUGCGAAAUGCAGAUUCAGAAAUAAAACAUUCUACACCGUCUCCCACCAAAUACUCUCUGUCACCAAAUAAAAGUUAUAAGUAUUCUCCCAAAACACCACCUCCAUGGGCAGAAGAUCAAAAUUCUUUAUUGAAAAUGAUCUGCCAACAAGUAGAGGCCAUUAAGAAAGAAAUGCAGGAGUUGAAACUAAAUAGCGGUAACUCAGGGUCCCCUCAUCGUUGGCCUACAGAGAAUUAUGGACCAGAUUCAGUGCCUGAUGGAUAUCAGGGGUCACAGAAUUUUCAUGGGGCCCCGCUAACAGUUGCAACUACUGGCCAUUCAAUGUAUUAUAGUCAGUCACCAGCAUAUAAUUCCCAGUAUCUACUCAGACCAGCAGCUAAUGUUACUCCCACAAAGGGACCAGUUUAUGGCAUGAAUAGGCUUCCACCUCAGCAGCAUAUCUACGCCUACUCACAGCAGAUGCACACACCACCAGUGCAGAGUUCGUCUGCUUGUAUGUUCUCUCAAGAGAUGUAUGGUCCCCCAUUGCGUUUUGAGUCUCCUGCAACAGGAAUUCUAUCACCUAGGGGUGAUGAUUACUUUAAUUACAAUGUUCAACAGACAAGCACAAAUCCACCUUUGCCAGAACCAGGUUAUUUUACGAAACCUCCAGUUGCAGCUCAUGCUUCAAGAUCUGCAGAAUCUAAGGUUAUGGAAUUUGGAAAAACCAAUUUUGUCCAGCCCGUGCCAGGUGAAGGCAUGGGGCCAUCUUUGGCAGCACCUGUGCGUACAUCACAGCCAACUCCUUUUAAAUUUAAUUCAAAUUUCAAAUCAAAUGAUGGCGACUUCACGUUUUCCUCACCGCAGGUUGUGGGACAGCCCCCUUCUACGACUUACACUAAUAGUGAAAGCCUUUUAGGUCUCCUGACUUCAGACAAACCUUUGCAAGGAGAUAGCUACAGUGGACCAAAAGCUGCUCAGACCAUUGGACCUCGAAAUACAUUCAAUUUUGGAAGCAAAAAUGUGCCUGGAAUUUCAUUUACUGAAAACAUGGGCCCAAAUCAGCAAAAGAAUUCUGGUUUUCGACGCAGUGAUGAUAUGUUUACUUUCCACGGUCCAGGGAAAUCAGUGUUUGGAACGCCUGCCGCAGAGCCGGCCAACAAGAGUCAUGACACUGAUGGGGGUAGUGCGCACGGGGACGAGGACGACGACGGCCCUCACUUUGAGCCGGUGGUGCCUCUUCCCGAUAAGAUUGAAGUGAGAACUGGUGAGGAGGAUGAGGAAGAGUUCUUCUGCAAUCGUGCCAAGUUGUAUCGCUUUGAUGCAGGAUCAAGAGAAUGGAAGGAGCGUGGAAUUGGCAACGUAAAGAUACUACGGCACAAAACCUCCGGUAAAAUCCGCCUACUGAUGAGACGCGAGCAAGUGUUGAAAAUCUGUGCGAAUCACUACAUCAGCCCAGACAUGGCCCUGGCGCCCAACGCUGGCUCGGACAGGUCCUUUGUUUGGUACGCUCUGGACUAUGCAGACGAGUCGCCCAAACCAGAACAGCUUGCUAUUAGAUUCAAGACACCCGAGGAGGCAGCACUUUUUAAGUGCAAGUUUGAAGAGGCCCAGAGCAUGUUAAAAGCCUCAGGAACAAACAGAGCCACAACCUCCAGUCAGUCUACAAGAACUGUAAAAGAACCCACGGGUCAUGACAGUAAGGAUAUUGGCAAAUCUGCUGCCGGAAACAUGAACUUUGAAUUUCAGGUUGCAAAGAAAGAAGGGUCUUGGUGGCAUUGUAACAGCUGCUCAUUAAAGAAUGCCGCAACUGCUGAGAAAUGUGUAUCCUGCCAAAAUCUAAACCCAAGCAGUAAAGAUCUCCUUGGCUCACCAUUAGUUGAAACUGUUUCCACUCCUAAACCUGGCUCAGAAAAUACUCCAGAUAGAUUUGCGUUGAUGACUCCAAAGAAAGAAGGUCACUGGGAUUGCAGUAUUUGUUUAGUAAGAAAUGAACCCACUGUAUCUAGGUGCAUUGCAUGUCAGAGUACAAAGUCUGCUAACAGAAGUGGGUCUUCACUUGUUCAGCAGCCUUCCUUUAAAUUUGGCCAGGGAGAUCUUCCUAAGCCUGCCAGCAGUGAUUUCAGAUCUGUGUUUUCAGUAAAGGAAGGACAGUGGGACUGCAGCGUUUGCUUGGUACAAAAUGAAGGAAGUUCUGCAAAGUGUGUGGCUUGUCAGAAUCCAAGAAAACAGAGUUUUCCUGCUUCUGCUGUCCCGGCACCUGCCUCUUUUAAGUUUGGUGCCUCAGACACAAGCAAGGCUCCAAAGAGUGGAUUUGAAGGCGUUUUCGCCAAGAAGGAAGGACAGUGGGACUGCAGUCUGUGCUUAGUGCGAAAUGAGGCAAGUGCGGCUGUGUGUGUGGCUUGUCAGAGUCCACCCGCCUCUGCUGCUCCAGCACCUGCAUCUUCAGAGACGAGCAAGCCUCCAAGCAGUGGGCUUGAAGGGAUGUUCACCAAGAAGGAAGGACAGUGGGACUGCAGCGUUUGUUUGGUACGAAAUGAAGGAAGUUCUACAAAGUGUGUGGCUUGUCAGAAUCCAAGAAAACAGAGUUUACCUGCUUCUUCUGUCCCAGCACCUGCCUCUUUCAAGUUUGGCGCUUCAGACACAAGCAAGGCUCCAAAGAGUGGGCUUGAAGGGAUGUUCACCAAGAAGGAAGGACAGUGGGACUGCAGCGUUUGCUUUGUGCGAAAUGAGGGUUCUUCCUUAAAAUGUGUGGCUUGUGAUGUCUCUCAACCGGCCCAUAAACCUGUUGCAGAAGAACCUUCAACUUUCGCUUUGGGCUCAACAACUAAGGCAGAUGACUCUUCUGGAAGUCAGGUGGGAACAGGAUUUAAAAGUAACUUUUCAGAAAAAGCCUUUAAGUUUGGCAGUGCAGAACAAGGAUUUAAAUUUGGGCGUGUGGAUCAAGAAAAUACACCUUCAUUUACAUUUCAGAGUUCUUCUAAUACAGACUCUAAGUCAACAAAAGAAGGAUUUAGUUUUUCAAUCCCUGUGUCUGCUGACGGGGGGUUUAAAUUUGGCAUUCAGGAGCCGGGAAGUCAGGGGAGGAAGAGUGAAAAGCCCUUUGGAAAUGAUGCUGGUUGUCAGGCUCAGGAUGCUGGUGGUCAGAAAGACGGGAGUGCUGUGGUUCUUGGUCAAACUGGCAGCACUUUUACCUUUGCAGAUCUUGCAAAAUCAAAUUCAGGAGAGGGGUUUCAGUUUGGCAAAAAAGACCCCAAUUUCAAGGGCUUUUCAGGUGCUGGAGAGAAGUUAUUCUCAUCACAAAGUAGUAAAAUGGCUGAUAAAGCCGACACUUGUGCUGACCUUGAGAAAGAUGAUGACGCCUAUAAGACUGAGGACAGUGACGAUAUCCAUUUUGAACCAGUCGUCCAGAUGCCUGAGAAAGUGGAGCUUGUCACAGGAGAAGAAGAUGAGAAAGUUCUUUACUCACAGCGGGUCAAAUUGUUUAGGUUUGAUGCUGAGAUAAGUCAGUGGAAAGAAAGGGGUUUGGGGAACUUAAAAAUUCUCAAAAACGAAGUUAAUGGCAAACUGAGAAUGCUGAUGCGGAGAGAGCAGGUGCUGAAGGUGUGUGCCAACCACUGGAUCACCACCACCAUGCACCUGAAGCCCCUCUCCGGGUCGGACAGGGCCUGGAUGUGGUUGGCUAGUGAUUUUUCUGAUGGCGAUGCCAAACUAGAGCAGCUGGCAGCAAAAUUCAAAACACCCGAGCUGGCUGAAGAAUUCAAACAGAAAUUUGAGGAAUGCCAGCGACUUCUGUUAGAUAUUCCACUUCAGACUCCCCAUAAGCUUGUGGAUACUGGCAGAGCUGCCAAGUUAAUCCAGAGGGCGGAAGAGAUGAAGAGCGGACUAAAAGAUUUCAAGACGUUUUUGACGAACGAUCAAACAAAAGUCACUGACGAAGAGAGUAAGAGUUCAGGAGCAGGAGCUGCCAGUGCUGCAGACGCGAGCGGCAUGCCAAAUCCUGAGACCACCGGGCCCACCCUAGAGUGGGACAGCUAUGACCUAAGGGAAGAUGCUCUGGACGACAGUGUGAGUAGCAGCUCAGUGCACGCCUCCCCGCUGGCCAGCAGCCCCGUGAGGAAAAAUCUCUUCCGCUUCGGUGAGUCAACCACCGGCUUUAACUUCAGUUUUAAAUCUGCUUUGAGCCCGUCUAAGUCUCCUGCCAAGUUGAAUCAGAGUGGGGCCUCAGUGGGCACAGAUGAAGACUCUGAUGUCACUCAGGAGGAGGAGAGAGAUGGACAGCACUUCGAACCUGUCGUACCUUUGCCUGAUCUAGUCGAGGUGUCCAGUGGUGAGGAAAAUGAACAAGUUGUUUUUAGUCACAGAGCCAAACUCUAUAGGUAUGAUAAAGAUGCUGGGCAGUGGAAAGAAAGAGGCAUUGGUGACAUAAAGAUUUUACAGAAUUAUGAUAAUAAGCAAGUUCGCAUAGUGAUGAGAAGGGACCAGGUAUUAAAGCUUUGUGCCAACCACAGAAUAACUCCAGACAUGACUUUGCAAAAUAUGAAAGGGACAGAAAGAGUGUGGGUGUGGACCGCAUGUGAUUUUGCAGACGGAGAAAGAAAAGUAGAGCAUUUAGCUGUCCGUUUUAAACUACAGGAUGUGGCAGACUCGUUUAAGAAAAUAUUUGACGAAGCAAAAAUAGCCCAAGAAAAAGAUUUUUUGAUAACACCUCAUGUUUCUCGUUCGACCACUCCCAGAGAGUCACCAUGCGGCAAAGUCGCCGUAGCUGUGCUAGAGGAAACCACCAGAGAACGGACGGAUUCGGCACAGGGUGAUGAUGCGGCAGGUGCAACCUCAGAAGUUGGCGGGGUGUCUGGCACACCUGAAACAACAACAAAAGCAGUGGUUUCACCUCCAAAGUUUGUGUUUGGUUCUGAGUCUGUUAAAAGCAUUUUUAGCAGUGAAAAGUCAAAACCAUUUGCAUUUGGCAACAGUUCAGCUACCGGGUCUUUGUUUGGAUUUAGUUUUAAUGCACCUUUGAAAAAUAACAGUAGUGAGGCCAGUUCAGCAGCCCAGAGUGGAUCUGAAAAAAGAGCGGAGCCUGGUGGUCACCAAGAGUCGCAGAGCUCUGAUCUCACGCCGUCUUCCGACAGCAAAGUCAAAAACCCCUCUCCUGCUUUUCCAAAGGAGCAGUCCUCAACCAGUCACACGUUUAAAACACCAGAAAAGGGAUUUAACUUUAGCCUUUUUAAAUCUAAUCCAAUGGCAUUUUGGAGCAGCACUCCUUCCUGCCAGCCUGAGAACAAAGUGGAAGAGAAGAAAAAGCCUGAAGAUCUUCCCUCAGAUGACGACGUUCUCAUUGUGUAUGAGCUAACCCCGACCCCUGAGCAAAAAGCUCUUGCAAGCAAACUUCAGCUUCCUCCCACUUUCUUCUGUUAUAAGAGCAGGCCAGGCUACGUCAGCGAAGAGGAGGAGGACGAUGAAGAUUUCGACACAGCUGUCAAGAAGCUUAAUGGAAAACUAUAUUUGGAUGACUCAGAAAAAUAUAGACCGUUAGAAGAAAAUCUAACAGGUAAUGAGAAAGAAUGUAUUAUUGUUUGGGAAAAGAAACCAACAGUUGAAGAAAAGGCAAAAGCAGAUACGUUAAAGCUUCCACCUACAUUUUUCUGUGGCGUCUGCAGUGACACCGAUGAGGACAGUGGAAGUGGGGAAGGCUUUCACUCGGAGCUGCACAGAGUUCAGGAGGCUCCAAAAUCCCAGAAGGAGGACAUAACUAGCACGGCUGACAGUGUGUGUACAGAUGGCAGUAAAGUGACUGUACCAUUUUUGUGUAAAUCUGAAGAACCAGAGUUUACUACCAAAUCUAUUAGUUCACCACCUUUUUCUUCUGAAACUGUCGAUAAACCUGUGGAUUUAUCUACUAGAAAGGAAAAUGAUGCAGAUUCUACAAGCCAAGUGGAAAGCAAAACAGUUUCAUUUGGAUUUGGAAGUAGCACAGGGCUGUCAUUUGCAGACUUGGCUUCCAGUAAUUCUGGGGAUUUUGCUUUUGGGUCCAAAGAUAAAAAUUUCCAGUGGGCAAAUACUGGAGCAGCUGUGUUCGGAGCACAGUCAACCAGUAAAGUUGGCGAAGAUGAAGAUGGUAGUGAUGAAGAGGUAGUUCAUAAUGAAGAUAUCCAUUUUGAACCAAUAGUGUCAUUACCAGAGGUAGAAGUAAAAUCUGGAGAAGAAGAUGAAGAAAUUUUAUUUAAAGAGAGAGCCAAACUUUACAGGUGGGAUCGAGAGGCCAGUCAGUGGAAGGAGCGUGGGGUUGGAGACUUGAAGAUCCUCUGGCACACGAUGAAGAAUUACUAUCGGGUCCUGAUGAGAAGAGACCAGGUGCUCAAAGUGUGUGCAAACCACGUCAUCACCAAAACAAUGGAACUGAAACCCUUGAAUGUUUCCAACAAUGCUUUAGUUUGGACUGCCUCAGAUUAUGCUGAUGGAGAAGCCAAAGUGGAACAGCUUGCCGUGAGAUUUAAAACUAAAGAAAUGGCUGAUUGUUUUAAGAAAAAAUUUGAAGAAUGUCAACAGAAUUUAUUGAAACUCCAGGAAGAACAGGUAUCACCGAGAGCAAAGGAGACAAAUCCUGUGGUGUUUUUUGAUGUUUGCGCAGAUGAUGAGCCUCUGGGACGUAUAACCAUGGAAUUAUUUUCAAACAUUGUUCCUCAAACUGCUGAGAACUUCAGAGCACUGUGCACUGGAGAGAAGGGCUUUGGUUUCAAGAACUCCAUUUUUCACAGAGUGAUUCCAGAUUUUGUUUGCCAAGGGGGAGAUAUCACCAAACACGAUGGAACAGGAGGACGGUCCAUUUAUGGAGAUAAAUUUGAAGAUGAAAAUUUUGAUGUGAAACAUACCAGUCCUGGCUUACUAUCCAUGGCCAAUCGAGGCCAGGAUACAAAUAAUUCUCAAUUUUUCAUAACACUGAAAAAAGCAGAGCAUUUGGACUUUAAGCAUGUAGUAUUUGGGUUUGUUAAAGAUGGCAUGGAUACUGUGAAAAAGAUUGAAUCAUUUGGUUCUCCUAAAGGGUCUGUUAGUCGAAGAAUUAUUAUCACAGAAUGUGGACAGAUAUAAAAUCAUUGUUUUUCAUAGUAGAUUUUACCUGUAUAAACAGUUGAAUUGAAGCCUAGCUGUUACGACAACAUGGUAAUUAUGUUCAGCUUUUGAAAAUGGACAUUUCCAAUGUAUAAAUAUAAAAUUGCAGCUUAUAGCUGUUGUCACUUUUUAAUGUGUUAUAAUUGACCUUGCAUGGUGUGAAAUAAAAGUUUAAACACUGGUGUA